Molecule: messenger RNA, 402 nt
Organism: Rotaria sp. Silwood2
Lineage: Eukaryota; Metazoa; Rotifera; Eurotatoria; Philodinida; Philodinidae
Source: the annotation of a GenBank genome assembly
AUGGAACAUUCAUGUGUUCAACUAAUGGAUAUGCCUGUUGAGAUACUUCUGUUGAUUUUAACCAAAUUAACCAAUAUUGAGGUCCUUUAUUCAAUAAUAGACGUUAAUAUAGAACUUGAUAAAGUCGCAAGUGAUCCUGUCUUUACAAAUCAUUUAACAUUAAUGAAAUGUUCGUCGCAUGGUGAUAUCUAUCCAUUGGCUAAAUCAAUCCUUGAUCGCUUUUGUUUAGAAAUAUUGCCUAAAAUUCAACAUAAAAUCAAGUGGCUCAACCUUGAAUCAUUAUCUAUGAAACGUAUUCUUCUAGCUGGCUACUAUCCUAACUUACGUGGAUUUGGUCUUUUUAUUGUUGAACCUGAAACAGCUGCACAUCUGUUUGUUGGUAAGAACCUUAAUUUUGAUUGA